AUGGCUGUUGCGGGUUUGCAUAAUGUAUUAGCAUAUUGUCCUCCUUUCUUUGGGGAGUCUCAGUCUCCUGUGUCGAGGACAUGUGGUGAAGAACCAGACCAGCCUAGCACUCGGGCAUCCUCUCUUUUGCAAAUGUGGCGGGAGAUUGAGGGUGAGCAUGUAGUGGGUCAUUCUCCUAGAUCAAGGCCACUGAGAAGUGACGUUUCAGAUUCUGACAACUCAAGUACAAUCACUUCAGAUGGACAACGGAGUGAUAAUGGGGAUAAUUGCUCUGUUGAUGCCAGAGAAAUUGAGAAUCAAGACCGAACGAGGUUAGAGAAUGACCAUGAGGAUGGUAACAGCAUUAUUUCUGAGCAAUCUACUGAUUUGGGAGAAUUUGAAAGAGAACGAGUUAGACAAAUUUUCCGCGAAUGGAUGAACAGUGGUGCUAAAAGUCAUUCUACUACUGGUUCACGUAUGAACAAGCAAUCAGGGCCACAAUGGCUUGCGGAGAACGAAUGCGAAAGGGUGAGAGUCAUAAGAGAAUGGGUCCAGAAGAAUACCCAAGAAGGAAGCAGUUCUGGCUCACAUAGAGAUGGAGUUGCUGAAGUCGGUUCUCAAUUUGAGCAGGUGCGUGACGGCUUGACAGUCAAUCACUCCGAGGUUGGCGCACGGAGGCCUAUUCGGAGAUUAUGUGGCAGACAGACUCUUCUUGAUCUUCUUCUUAGGGCCCAAAGGGAAAGGAGAAGAGAACUUCAGGGUUUGUCCGAGAAGAGGCCAGUAUCAGACUUUGCUCAUCGCAAUCGCAUUCAGGCGUUACUUCGAGGUAGGUUCCUUCGAAAUGAAAGAUCAAUCUCAGACGAGAGACCAUGUUCAAUAGCUGCAACUGAGUUGGGUAUGCUGAGUCAAAGACAUGCAGUAUCUGACCUCAGGGAAGGAUUCCUCUCCAGAUUGGACAAUUCUUCUCAGAUUUUAAUGAACAGCUAUAAUGAGCAUAGAGAUGAACAAGAGGUUAUCAAUAGUCAAUCACAGCUUACUUGCGGGGAAUGGGAGACCACUGUGACUCAUCCUGCAGGAGAUUCAGAAAUGGGAACAGAUGAAAACAUCAUUCAACAGGAGUUUGUUAUAGAAGGUGCUUCUGAAGUAGAGGAGCCAGGAUUGGACGAUGAAGAAAUUUUGCAAGAAGCAUCGAUAGAGGUUGAACAGGCUGGUACUAGACAUUCUAUAGAGAACAAUGACACUGGAACCAUCGCAGAGAAUAAUGCCGAUGACCGAUCGUUGGAAAAUGUGGAUAUCGAUGGCAGUGAACACCUUGAAGGUUUUGCUGAAAAUUAUGAACAUAGAACUCAGGUAAAUUAUGACCAAGAGGUAGCUGGUUAUUCAGAUAAUGUGGAACGAAAUGCAUAUGAAGAAUUUGAUAGGCAAGAUUCUUCAGCUCAAGUGGAAGAGUUGCGAGAGUCAGUAAUUGAGAAUGAAGAAAGUAGCUGGCAACAAGUAACUGGUGUUCCAUUUAGUGAAUGGAUGGAUGGUAGAGGUUGGCAGCGAAACUCUGCUAAUCAGUGGAUUCAAGAAACAUCUGGUAAUGAUGGUGUUGAACAUGGUCAGAUGCAAGAAUCACAUGAAGAAUGGCAAGGUCAUGAUUUGCAAGAGGCUAUUGAUAGUUGGUUAGAUGUGCCUUCUGGAGAGGACAGUGUAACUAUUGAAAGAUUUGGAGGAGUUUACUUCUCAGAUGAUGAUAAUCUUUACAGCAUGGAACUUAGGGAACUUUUCAGCCGGAGACGUGUUUCCAGUCUUCUCCGAAGUGGUUUCCGUGAAAGUCUAAACCAGAUUCUACAAUCACACAUGGAAAGGCAAGGUCAUGCUUCUAAUGAUUGGGAGGACAAUGCAUCUUCUUCUCUUGCCUCCACAGAACAAGUAGAAGAACAGAUAAAUGGUGAUCAAGAUUUGGCUCUAGAUGGCACAGAAAGAAAUCCAUUUAUCUUCUCUUCACCACUUGGCAAUGCUUUACAGCCACUUUUAGAUGACGAGUUGCAGGAUGCAAACUGGCCAUGCAACAACUCUGAACGGCGCUUGGGAAUUGAGUGGGAGGUCAUCAAUGAGUUGAGAAUUGAUAUGGCUAGGCUUCAGCAGAGGAUGGACAAUGUGCAGAGGAUGCUGGAGGCAUGCAUGGAAAUGCAAAUAGAAUUGCAGCGAGCUUUGCGUCAAGAGGUUUCCGCUGCCUUAAAUCGGUCAAUUUUUUCAACAGAUAAGCUUGAAGGCACUGUGCCUAAGGAUGAAUCUCAGUGGAAUCAUGUAAAGAAAGGAAUAUGUUGUCUAUGUCAAGAUGGCCACAUAGAUUCCUUGCUGUACAGGUGUGGGCACAUGUGCACCUGUUCAAAAUGUGCACAUAGAUUGGUCGAAAGCACUGGAAAGUGUCCAAUGUGCCAGGCACCAGUAGUUGAGGCAGUCCAAGCAUACUUUAUACAGUAA
Fraxinus pennsylvanica is the source of this 2448-nucleotide messenger RNA. The record is from the annotation of a GenBank genome assembly. Lineage: Eukaryota; Viridiplantae; Streptophyta; Magnoliopsida; Lamiales; Oleaceae.